Messenger RNA from Dunckerocampus dactyliophorus (ringed pipefish), 11373 nucleotides. It is a transcript of the gene c10h8orf82, whose product is annotated as chromosome 10 C8orf82 homolog. The record is from RefSeq and is a predicted model, not a curated record. Bases 126 to 815 code for a protein of 229 amino acids. The transcript has 3 exons. NCBI's taxonomy places the organism in Eukaryota, Metazoa, Chordata, Actinopteri, Syngnathiformes, Syngnathidae.
CCGGGUUACACCAUGACGACAAAGUUGCAUGUUGGUAUGGAGGUUAUUUACUGAUAUAACAACUUUCCUUGGCCACACCAGGUGUCAUUUGCACUGGAAUAAAAGAACAGUUUGAGCCUGAGCUCAUGUUGUUUUUUCGGACUACUGCGGGUCUCCGCAGUCCGCUUCUAACCAGUUUACGCAGCUUCCCCUGCGGCUCGAGCACCUCCAGAACCGCCGCUGCAUACAUCCAGGGCCAGAGCCCAGAAGCGCGUAUUCGAGAGUACUUCUACUACAUUGACCACCAAGGACAGUUGUUCCUGGAUGACACCAAAGUCAAGAACUUUGUCACCUGCUUCAAAGACAAACAGUUCCUGGCUUUCUUCUUCAGUCGUUUGCGUGUAAAUCAGAGUGGACGUUACACUGAGGAUUUCCCCUUCCUGUCUCUGUGUGGGAGGGAGAGGAACUUCCUGCGCUGUGAUGACCGACCAGUGGUAUUCACCCACCUGCUGCAGGCCAUCACUGGAGACCAGGAGCUUCUAUCGUUCUGCGGCGGCGCAGAGAAGCUGACUGCGCCCUUCCGUCCUGAAGCGCUUUAUAUGCAUCCAACCAGCGGGCGAGUUUACCACCCCUGCUUGGAGCGGACAGGUGGCGUCGGCCUGGUGAGGUCCGCCCUGGCUAUUGAACUCAGCUCGUUCUUUAUUUACGCUUCAGAGCAGGGCCAAUCGGGACCGCCCACACACUUCCUGUGGGGAGAACAGCAGCACUUACUGACCAAUGAGCUGGCAGGAAGCUUCCCCACAGUGGAGGAUGGCGGUGUAGCAGGAGUGCCUUAAAAUCCAAAUGAAGGAUUGUGUGCGAAGUACUGCUAGAAGGAUGAUAUAAUGCCACUUGUUGUUUGGGAUUGAACAUUUCAACCAUAAUCAUAUCCUAAAACUAAUAAUGUUGUAUUCCUCAUUAGAGGACUUAAAAUUGAUGUUAAUGGUGUGCAAUUAUAUGAGAGCUGCCUUGUCCAGCAAUAUUAGAACCACUAAGUAUGUGAUACAGACAAAAAAAACACUGUUACAUCUACUUGAUUUCCAAACAGAAUUUUAUUCACUUCUGUCAAUCAAGGCCACUUAAGUACAUAUAUCAGACUAACUUUAGAUUUGACAGUCUUGGGCUUCUUUUCGUUUAAAUGUUCAUGCAUUUCAUGUGAUGGCCAGCAGGGGGAGACUCCCAACUUGCAAAAAUGAGUACCUAGUAAAGUUUCCACAAGGAGUUCCAACAUGACCCUACUAAACGUUUUACUGUGAAGUAAAUUGAUGAAAAAUGUAGGUUCACCUACAAUAAUUCAAUGGCAUCCAUUACAAUAUCAAUAUCCAUUCCAAUUGAGGUGUUUGUGCAUCUGAUGAACACUUCAUGGAAAUCAGAAAAGCGACAAUAGCGUAAAACCCAUGCAUGUUGUUGCAAUGUAGAUUAGGCACUGUGGUUUUAGUUUGGUUCUGAGAGAAUAAAUAAAGAGAAACAAUGUGUUAAUUCGUGCUUUAUACAAAGAUGUGUGUUCUUAAAGUAUCCUUUUUAAGGUGCUGAUUUGAGUUGGAAAGGUGAUGACGUAAGCCGAACGCAUUCAGUACUGAACAGGAAUGGUUGAUUGACAAAGGUCUAAAGUCCCUCAGCCAAUCAGGAUGCAGACACAACACGUGGGUUCUCCCUUAGACAAUCAGGAUGCAGACACAACACGUGGGUUCUCCCUUAGCCAAUCAGGACGCAGAACCCAAUACACAUGCUGUUAAAAAAAAAAAAUCCGCAAAACAGGAAGUCUGCGAAAAGUGAACCACGAUGGGAACACGAUUCUGAUUACGGAUAAACUAACUCAGCGGUAAGAUGCCCAUAUCUAUAACGAAAGUUCUAAGCUGACUUGUAGUGGAUAGUUAUGUAGAAAAAAAGUGAACUGCUUAAUGGCAUUGCUUCGCAUCCUGAACUCCACUAUAGAAAUGUGUGUUUUCUACGCCUCCGCCUGUUAAACUAUUAUUUCACGAUUAAUUGCAAAAUGUGUCCAUUGCUGAAACCUUUUUAAUAUGUUGCCUUGACUUCGGCUGCAUUGUCUUUUGCAUAACAACUUCCAUUUCUUGUAUAUCGGUAGGGCGCAUGACGGCCGAGUGGUUAGCAUGUUGGCUACACAGUCAGGAAACUGGGAAGACUGGGGUUCGAAUAUCCGCUUGGGCAUCUCUGUGUGGAGUUUGCAUGAUCUCCCCGUGCGUGGAUUUUCUCCGGGUACUCCGGUUUCCACCCACAUUCCAAAAACAUGCACAUUGGGUUAAUUGCCGAAAUUGUAUGAAUGUGAGGGUGAAUGGUUGUUUGUCUAUAUGUGCUCUGCGAUUGUCUGGCGACCGGUCCAGGGUGUACCCCGCCACUCGCCAGAAGUCAACUGGGAUAGGCGGCAUAGAAAAAAGAUGGAUGUAUAUCGGUAAUGCUUGAUAGCAAACGCUGUGUGUCUAAUGAACACUCCGUAGCUAUUUUGACUGACAUAUUACUGGUACUCUGGUCAUGUACACAACUAUUGAGGAAUUAUGUGUAACUAUCUUUAUUGUCAUUUUGAAUUGAAUUGUGAAUUACUGAUAUCAAGCGCAUGGAGGAGAUAGGAGAUGUGGAGGAGGCCGGCCAUAGCAACCCGAGCACUGCCACAGCGCUGCAAAAUGAUCACUAAUGUGCUGCUCAAACGCCCCAUGAGGGUUGCAUGAAAGCCUGACAUCUAUACAUGGGGAAUGUGCUCACAACAUUGUGUAGCAAUAUAGUCGUUUUCCAGAGAACACCAAGUUGGCCAUUGGUGCUCUGUCAAGUCACGGGUUAGUGCAGAUUCAGACAGCACAUGUGACAGACGAGUAGAAUAUGUAGAAUGUUCUGCAGCCUGUAACAUCCGCCAGCAUGACCGCUUUAGCAGUGGGUCAGUGAUGUUCUGUCUGGGGAGGCAUAUCCGUAGAGGGCCACACAGACCUGACCUGACCUGACCUGACCUUACUGCCGGGAAGAGAGCACCAGCAUAUGGUCUAAGGCACAGACCAUAUGCUGGUGCUGUGGGCCCUGGGUUCCUUCUGGUGAAUAUGGCUGGAGGUCCAUCACCUUUACACUCAGCUUCUUCAGCAAAGCAGGUUUCAUCCUGGAGGUGUGUUUGAGGUCCUUAUGUUGGAAUACUGCCCUGAGGCCCAGUUUCCAAAGGGAGGGCAUCGUGUUCUGCUUCAGUUUGUCACAAUACAUGUUUGCAUUCAUGUUUCCCUCAAUGAACUCUUCUCCCCAGUGCCGGCAGCACUCAUGCAGCCCCGUACCAUGACACUCCCACCACCAUGCUUGACUGUAAGCAAACUUUUUGCAGGCGUUCCCUUUGCGUCAUCUUUAGAAGAGGCUUCAUUCUGAGAUGACAGCCAACGUGCCCGCUGUGCUUCAACUCAGUUUCAUGAUGUUGGCAAUCUUCUUAUUGCCUACUACAUCUUUAUGGAGAGACAUCAAACUCAUUUGCACGGCGGGCCUCUUGACAGUUCUGGUUGCCCUCAGAGAGCCGCAGCUCUGCCAACAAUCUGUUCAGGUUGUCUUAGAAGACGUUUCGCCUCUCAUCCGAGCAGGCUUCAUGAGUUCAUGCUCAAAGACCAGAUAGGACGGCAUGUUGGCCACAGUCAGGAGACCUGGAAGACCUGCUUUCGGAUCUCCGUUGGGCAUCGGUAUUGGUUAUGAAGUGCUGUACACUAUUGGUAUUUCGGAUAUCAGUAAAAAAGCCAAAUAUCGAGCAUCUCUUCUCAUAGCAGUCUUGUUUGUUUCUCCACUUUCAACAUGUAGCAGAAGUGGGGCACUUGAACUCAAUAAUUUAGGUCUGCCAACCGCCAGCCAACAUUCCUGCAGAUGUGACUUUGUUCAAAGGCGGUAAUUUCUUUGCAGGUCAUGCAUACAUUCAUCUCGCUUAAAUGAUUCAACGGUCACAAUACAUGCGGGGUCUAUGCUAAUUGGACGUGCACACAACUUGUUGAGCUCCAAAGCCGAAGUCAAGUCAAGUUUUUCUUUGCAUCGAUAAGGUCUUCAUGGAUGAUCUUGGUAUCAAAGGAUGGUUACUGUAAAUGGGAAAACGUAUCAUUGCUACAGGAUAAAAGUAAAUAAAGCAGCUUAUUCAGUGAGCGUUAGCAGCGAUGAUACUUGUACUGUUGGAAGGGCUAAUUAGUGUUUUGUUUUAUGAAAUGAUUCAUAACAUAUGCUGGUCUUGGACCGCUUGUUUGUUUUCUCAACAUUUUCCCGUUAAGUGCUUGUGGUUUUAAUAGUCUUCUCUUUUUCUAGAAUUGGUUUAGCUGAGCUUUUAGCCGACGUUCCGUGGGUGUAUGGCAUGUGUGUACAGUCGUCCUUCGUUUGUAGUGGUUCAUUGGUUCCAGACCCGGCCGCGAUAAAUGAAUUUGAUAGGAUAUGGGAUUCAAUGUUAAUAAAUUGAAUAUUUUCACAAUUAGAGCAUAGAAAACCCAUCUAAUCUAAAUACGUCUUUGUUAACAUCCUUAGAGCCCUGUAGACAUAAAAUAACACCCCUAUAGUCACUUUACAUUCCUAUUGCUCAUUGUUUACACCACAUUGCGCAACUCAUACGCUGCCGGGACUCAAGACGGCCGCUAGCUAGCACGCUAACAAGCUAGAGAGCUAACCAGUUAGCCUCAAACUUAUUUCUUCUAAGUUUAAGAAGCCCAAAACUUACCACUUCCCCACGGAAUCAGAGAACUUUUGUUCACUCUAUCAUGUCGGACAUGCCACGGCUGAGUCCAUGCAGUGUUAAGGUUAUGUAAUGUAAGCUAAUGUCUCAUCAAUGUUUUGUGUCAUUACUCCCACCUAGUGACCAGAAUACGACAUAUCACCUGUAUUUCAAUAUGACUUGACGAAUAAUAGACCAUAGUCUACCACAAACAGCAAUUCAUUAAUUUCUGGAAAAAAGCGAUAUCGUUAGGAAGCAAUAAUUGAACCGUGACUGUAUUAAUAAUGUUAGAGCAGUUGCCAUAGCAGCAAAUAGGAUCAGGCGGUUUCAAUGAUUUUAAGCCUCGUCGGGAAUCGUACACCUUCAACAUGACGAUCACCUGUAUUUCUCGCGUGUCUGAAAUUUGGUCAACAGUUAUGACUGUUCGUCGCCUGUUCCCCCCUCUCUGUGUACACGUGAGCGCUUAAGUCGAUAACUUUGACUUUCAUUUGUGGGUGAUUUACCCUUCCGGUGUUCAAUCAAAGCUUACAAAAUGAAAUCAUUUUUAUCUUUGCGACAUUUUGCGUGGUUUUAUUUCGUCACGUCUGGACUACUGUAAUGCACUUUACUUUGGAAUAAGCCACAAAUUACGCUCUCGCUUACAGGUAGUCCAGAACUCUGCGGCACGGCUUUUAACAGGAGCCAAAAAGAGGGAGCACAUCACCCCAAUUCUAGCCUCCCUGCACUGGUUGCUUGUGCGUUUUAGAAUUGAUUUUAAGAUUUUAUUGUUUGUUUUUAGGGCGUUGAAUGGACUGGCCCACUCCAGCGUGCACACUGAAGUCCGAAGGCCAGCUCUAACUGGUGGUGCCUAAGACCAGACUUAAGACCAGGGUAGACCGGGACUUUUCUGUACUUGUCCCCAAGCUGUGGAACACUCUCCCCCCUCAUGUAAAAAACGGCCCCCACAAUUGAAAGCUUUAAGUCUCGUCUUAAAACCCACUUUCAUUCUCUGGCUUUUAACUCGGCGUGAGUCGUGUGGUCCUCUGUGUCUUUUAUUCUUUUCUUUUUAGUUUUUAUAGGUUUUAUUUAUUCUAGUGUUUUUCCCUUGUAUUUAUUGUUUUUACUCGUUGUUUCAAAUAUUUCACAAUUUUAAGCGUUUUGUUUUUAUUUGAUCUUUUAGUUUUUAUUGUAGUAAUUUGUAUUUUUACUUUACUUCUUUAUUUAUUAUUGUAUUUCAUUCUUAUUUAUAGUUUUACUAGCCCGUGCAGCACUUUGGGAACAGCGUUUAUAAAAUGUGCUGUAUAAAUAAAGUGGAUUGGAUUGGAAAAGGUCUCACCUCAAUCCUUUGCACACGGCUGGUGAGGAGUUGCAAAAACUAAUGCUGAGGAAGAAACACAGGAACACAAACUUUUGAAUUCACUCUAUUUUCAGAUGUCUUCAAGCUGUACAGUCAUUACAUGAGUUCUAUGUUUGAAAAAUAAAAAAUAAAAUAUCCACAAUCGAAAACUUAUCAAAACUAUCUUUGUUACACAAAAAAAAUAUAUUUAAAAAGUAAAUGAACCAAGAUUAAGAAGCUCUUUUGUGCCGUCAUGGAAUCCUUCACGCAUUACCUUUCUUCAUUUGUCGGAAUUACAGAAUCUGAUGAGCGUUGAACAAGAAAAGUAGAAAGCGAUAUCUUUCUGUUCUUAUCUAGACUACAAAAACUAUUUUCACAUUCACACAUAUUGUAGAAAAUACUUCUAUUUGUAUACAAUGUACACCAAUGUUGCGUCAUCAUCAGUACAAACAAGGACUUUUUUUUUUAAACCCAUAAGAAUCCACGCCACCGACACUUCCAACGUCUUCAAAUGUAUCGAAUGCUGCUGCAGUCUGAAUGUUGGGGUUGUGUAUAACUGUCCCAAAGUUCCCACAAAUCUCCCGCAGACCAGGGGGUGGGCGUGGGGGGUUCGCAAAUAAUUGGGUAAAAACGUUGACUCCGAUCUGCGAUUGGCUGGUGACCAGUCCAGGGUGUACCCCGCCUCUCGCCCAAAGUCAGCUGGGAUAGGCUCCAGCAUGCCCCCGCGACCCUAAUGAGGAUAAGCGGCGAAAAUAGAUGAAUGGUUUUACUCCGGUUGCACAAAAUCCUUGAAAUUGCCAAGAAAUGCGGCAGGACUCAGAUGCCAAGUUUACUUCCGUAAACACACUCACACGCGUGUGACAUCGUGUCUUGUGUGCAUGCACGUUACUCCCCUUACACAUUGGGUUCACAUUACACACAGCUGCAAAAAAAUAAAUAAAAAUAAUACAUAAAAAAUACCUACGUAAAAAGAUUGGAUUUUAAUUGGGUAUCGUACACUGCAGUGCGAACAUACUGUAGCCCGUGAGCACCUUUCCCCAGCUCUCGCACAGCAAAACACACCAUUCAAUGACGUACAGGUCAGAUAUGCCUGACUCGGACGCUCAGACUGCAGUAGCAUCGAAAACAUUUACAUCCACAUCCAAAAGAGGCCUGGCUUGCAUUUGGAAAAAAUCGGAAUUAUACUGUUCACAUUGACACACGUCAUGAAAACAAAUCAGACACAGAUCACACAUAAGCAAGAACAGAAUAGCGUAGCCUAAGUGACGUAGACGAAACAUUUUGGGGUGACAGUCGUGUGACUAUCCCAGGAUACGGCUUCCCCAAAAUGUCAGGAAAGCUAGCGAAUUCCCAAAAUGCUUAUUUUUUGCCAUUAAAAAGGUCACCCAUUUAACAAAUCUCAUACUGGUGUCAAAUAUUACAACUCGACUGUUCUUACUAUAUUUCUUGAAUGAAUCAACAUAAAACAAAACCCGUAAAAUUGCUAUGGAAAGCCUGGCGUGACGCAUUUGUCGCAAUAGCAACAGUGGUCACAAGCCACUCGAUGUCGAAAUGAUGUCACCGUUUCAAUUAUUUUCACUAUUUUAGAUAUCAGAAAUGCGUUGUAUGUGUUCCACUUGGCGUGUGGUAUAUCCCCCACAAUUUCCCUUGAAGCAGAAAUGGGUUCUUAUGAGUUCAAGAUUAAAAAUGUGGUCGCUCGCGUCUUUUCGUGAGUUUUUACAGCCUGACGCAAUCGGAGCAGCCACUCUGUGUCGUCGUUUUGCUUUUACUUUGAUUAAUACAAGCAGCUGUGUUUGUAUCUUCGCCUGCGUGUGUCAGGUUUUAUGCAUCAGGUCAACGGCUCUCUCCUCCCGGCCCUCCGUAGUCUCAGCGUGUGUGACUGAGGCCGACGGGGACGUAAAGUUACAGCUUGAAAGUUAACAAGGACUUUUGGGGACACAAGCAUGCACGACAAAGAGACAAAGACGGCGACAGAAAUAGACGGACAAAGUGUCUUUUCUAGUUCAUCUUGGCAUUCCUUUCAUUGAGGCGGCCACAACCCUAACGACCGUUGGCUUUGUGUCUUGUGGGGAUUUUUGUUAGUUUGGGAGAUCACUGUGGUCACUUUUAAAGGCCACUUCAGCACCUCACAGUAAACACGAGUCUCCUUGCAUGGGUGCAAAGUAUCUCAAAUAUUUCUUACUACACUGAGAAAGGCGCGAAAUAGGAAGCAAUUUGUGUCCCACAAAAGGUGCAAUCUACAUUAAUGUACUUCUAUGACUGGACCUUUUCCAGGGACGAAAAAGUGCAGCUAUUGAGUAACAAGCUUGAACGCGUAAAAGCACAAUGGUGCACUUGUAAAGUAUUUUGUAACGUAUGCAAAGAUAUAAACACAUUCCUGCAGCAAGCCGAGAAAGCAAACGAACAAAUAACCCUAAAGUGGGCCAGGAAAGUCCAAAGACUUCCAAACGGAUCUGAAAUAAAUGACAAAAAACACAUUGUACAAAGUUGAACUGUAUAAGUAUACUGUACGUAUAUCUUCAGCCGUAGCGACAACUGAUCAAAUAUAACAUCCGGAAAUAAAAACUGUUGAAAAAAAUCAAUGAACAUUCAUCAAGGAAGCCAAGCAACUGUUUGACAAGGAGCUCAGCGGUGGAAGCUAUAGAACAAAAAAAAAAAAAAAAGAAAAGACUAAAGACCUUGGUGGAGGUACGAGAUAGAAACAAUACAUUCAAGCAUUGGGAAAAAAAAAAAAAAAAAAGUCAGACAACUUGUAAAAAAAAAUAACAGAAGGCACACAUUUGUCUUUGGUCUGUUGCUUUAUGUUAUCUCAUUUCUGCGGAAAUGUCGUUGGUCUCAUUUUUUCCAUUUGCAAUCGUGUCAUGAAUACCACGGUUUUACUGGAUGCUGUGAUUGCAUCCUGAACAAUGAUUAUUAGUGCGCUGUUUGGAAAAUAUGCACACAAUUUCUACUACACUGAUCAUUUUGACCAAGUACAGGAGGUUUGGAAAUCCAUUUGUGUCCGCCGCCAUCACGCAGGUUAAUUACCGUGGGAAGCGUCUUCAACGUCUUCUGUUUUGCUUUUAACGCGCACCAGCUGCAAAGCGAGAAGCUAGGGUGUAGUUACGGCACCAAAUUACGCCACGUGACUUAAACCUUAUUAACUCAUUCAAUACCAAAGACGUAGUUACACCUUUUUAUAAUCCCAAACGCCCGAUCCCGAUUUGAAGGUUUUUUUUGGCGUGAGAGGCAAAAAGACGCAACUCUCCACCAAUGCAUUAACACUUCGGAGCACUUUUAAGCCGUAAAAACGACCACAAGGUGGGAGAAGUGCGUUUGGUAAGAGCUCGGCAGGGGUCAUCUUAACGGACGAAUCACACGACAGGAAGGAAAAACUGAGAGAGCGAGGAGGAGUGUAGCGUGCAGGUUGAGCACGGUAGGGAAAUUUUAAUGCGUGGACGCGCAUAGUUUAGUUCCAAAUGUGAAAAUUGUAAAUAGUUCACGGUGUUAUAUUUGUAAAUAAAUUGUUAUUUUGAUGUGAAACAAACCCCUUUGUUGCUUUGUUGCUGUUUAGUUGUUCAGAUAUUUCAGCUGUCACAAAAGCAAAAAAAAAAAAAUGUGUCAAAGUGAAAGUUUUGCUUGUAUCUCUUCACAAAAAGCUUGUUUUCUCCCUUUUAUAGUCAGGAGCUGAUAUUUUCCUGAAACUGUUCUACUGCUGAUUACUAAAGAACAGGAAAAGGUAGAAACAAACUUUUUUUUCCUGAUGAAAGACGGGAGUCUAAUCGUUCUUUUGGUACGUUCCAUGUUCAUGUAGCCAUAGAACACAACAUUCUGUGUGCCUUGAAACAUCAGUCAAAAUUGUCUAAAACGGACGGUACUGAAGGGGUUGUCUUCUGAAAAAUGGCUGGGAUUGAAUGAGUUAAGUUAAUUAUGUACUGAUUAUGUACUGAUUUCUAAAAAAAAAAGUCAUGUGGUGUCCAAUCAUCAAGGUUUUGUCAGUGGUUGAAAAACACGGGCGCAAUAUACACUAAGUCCCCUACUAACGAACAUCCGAUGUGCGAACACUCGUAGAUACGAACACAAGCCGACUGGUCUAUUUUUUUUCAUGAUUUUUUUUAGAAAAUUGCCAUAUUUUGUCAUUUAAAUUUUUUCGAAAUACAAAGGCGCUAUUUUUGUAUUGCGGGCCAUUCCGCCGCUACGAAUGGUGGGUAGCAGCAUCCCUCUCGCGCAAUCUUUCAUAGUUCGUCUGCACUUGUCGCUGAUAACGUCUCGGCGCACGCCGUUUGUACCCCAUUCGGUACUUUACAGAGACGUUUGUUUUCCGUUAUCAUGGCUGAUAAAUCGAGUGCAAGUAGUAGUAGUAGUGGCAGGAAACGUCAAGCAAUUUCUAUGGAAACGACGGUGGCCAUCAUCAGGAAGUUGGACGGUGGCGAGAAAAUGGCUACUGUAGCGCGUGCUUAUGGAGUGAAUCGCUCAACUAUAGCAACAAUUUACAAAGGCAAGGUUCGAAUUAUGGAACAUGUGAAGACUUCGACGAAGAUUUGUCCUUUCUUCAAUAAUUCCUUCUCCUGCUCCACCACCACCACCACCGACAUAUGCUCGACCACUCCUCUUCAGAGGUAAAUAACAUUUAUCAUUACGUAUUAUUAUAUCAUUUUUAUUAUUGUUUUUUCCAUUAAUUAUCCUCGUUUAAUAUUACUACUGCAUCCAAACUCAUAUUUACAUACAUACACAUAUAUGUAUAUAUGUAUACACGUACAUGUAGUACCUAUAUCAUCGGUAAUAUUACCUUUUCCCCGACUUAAGAACGGUCGUCUGGAACCAGUUGUGUUCGUUAGUUUGGGACUUAGUGUAGUUUAACGUCUUUGCAGGGACUUACUACAACUAACAAGUCUUUGACCAUGUGUCAAAUGAUUCUAAAACUUUUAUGGAUUACAUGUAUGGAAGCAUGUAAACGGCAAAUCCAUUUCACUUGUAUCGUGCUGAGUUCUUCAUCAAACGAAUGAAAGGAUGAUCUACAAUGUCGCAUUCACCUGUACGCAUAUUAUCACUGUCAGUCCUUUGCAGCAAUGGCUGCGGUCACACUUUACAAUAAGGUACACAAAAAUACAGUAGUAACUGAGGAACUAAUGAAGAACUAGUGAGGAACUAGUGAAAUUUAGACUAGUUACCGAGGAACUAAUGAAGAACUAAUGAGCAGAGUAGUUACCGAGGAACUAAUGAAGAACUAAUGAGCAGAGUAGUUACUGAGGAACUAAUGAAGAACUAGUGAGGAACUAGUGAAAUUUAGACUAGUUACCGAGGAACUAAUGAAGAACUAAUGAGCAGAGUAGUUACUGAGGAACGAAGCCACAUCAAUUUAGAGUACUUACUGAGGAACUAAUGAGUAACUAAUGAGUAGUGG